AUGGAUGUAGAGGAGAGGGUGGUUAAGCUUCCCCAAAAAUCUGCAUGGGCAUCGGCAUCUGUUGAGCAGCGAAUCAUGCAAAAUAGAGUUCAGGGCACAUGUGCAUUGGUCGUUCUUGCUUUUCUUCUAUGCAUAUCAAAUGCGCAAACAUCCUCAGCAGCUAUCACCACCACAAAAACUUCACGCAAAACCUACACAGACUACCUAAAAACAGCUUGCAAUUCUACCACAUAUCCACAGCUUUGCUUCAAGUCCCUCUAUUCUUACAGCUCCACCAUCAAAACCAAUGAUCUCAAACUAUGUAACGCAGCAUUAACUGUGUCCCUCGAAGCUGCUCGCAACACAUCAAAAUUAGUGAAAAGUUUAUCAAAGCGAAGGGGGCUGAGCAAGAUUGAAGCUGCUGUUAUUGAAGAUUGCGUUGAACAAAUUACAGACUCCAUUGAUGAGAUCAAGCAGUCUUUGAAGGUUUUAGGCAGCUUAAGUGGUUCUGAUAAACAAAUUCAGAUUGAUAACAUAAAGACAUGGGUCAGUGCCGCGAUAACGGAUCAGAACACCUGUACAGAUGGAUUUGAUGGCAGGAAGAUAAGUCAUGCAGUGAAGAGCACGAUCAGUAAAAGUAUAGUGAAUGUUGGUAGGCUGACUAGCAAUGCUUUGGCUCUUAUAAAUAAACUAAGUUACUAG
Molecule: messenger RNA, 681 nt
Organism: Dovyalis caffra
Lineage: Eukaryota; Viridiplantae; Streptophyta; Magnoliopsida; Malpighiales; Salicaceae
Source: the annotation of a GenBank genome assembly